CCAUUCCCCAUCUGCACCAUGUUCCGCCUGCCUCUCUCCGCACGCGCCGCCCUGCCCAACGCCAGCAGCAGCCUGCGCGCCGGCAGCCGCCGCGCCUACGCCUCGGCGCCGCCGCCGGCCGCGGGCGCCAAGUGGGCCAUGCCGCUGUCGCUCGCCGGCCUCGCCGGCCUCGGCGCCUGGUACUCGCUCGGCGGCUUCGGCGACGUCAAGCCCAUCGCCACCGAGGGCAAGAGCGCGCUGAACAAGGACGAGUGGCGCGAGUUCACGCUCAAGGAGGUCAAGCCGUACAACCACGACUCGUCGUUCUUCAUCUUUGAGCUGCCCAAGGGCGAGGACUCGGGCCUGAGCGUCGCGAGUGCCGUCGUGUUCAAGUCGGACGCCGUCAAGGACGACAAGGACAAGCCCGUGAUCCGCCCCUACACGCCCACGUCGGCGCCCGACACGCCCGGCCACAUCGACUUUCUGAUCAAGAAGUACAAGGACGGCAAGAUGACCGAGUUCGUGCACGGCAUGCAGCCCGGCGACAAGCUCUCGAUCAAGGGCCCGAUCCCCAAGUUCCCCUACAAGGCCAACGAGUUCGAGGAGAUUGCGCUCAUCGCCGGCGGCAGCGGCAUCACGCCGAUGUGGCAGAUCAUGCAGCAGAUCUCGGCCGACAAGAGCGACAAGACCAAGGUGACGCUCAUCUACAGCAACAAGUCGCAGGCCGACAUUCUGCUGCGCGAGGAGUUCGACGCGCUCUCCAAGAAGGACGAGCGCUUCAAGAUCGUCUACGGCCUCGACAAGAAGGACAAGGGCCUGCCCGCCGACACGUUCGAGGGCUACGUGACGCCCGAGGUGCUGAGCAAGUACCUGCCGGCACCUGCCAAGGCCGACAAGAUCAAGAUCUUCGUGUGCGGCCCGCCGCCGCAGGUCGCCGCGAUCUCGGGCGGCAAGGGCGCCAAGGGCUCGCAGGGAGAGCUCAAGGGCCUGCUCGCCGAUGCCGGCUACCAGCCCGACCAAGUGUACAAGUUCUGAGCGAGACGCGGUGCUCCGUGUGCUACUAGACGCCCGAGCGGUGAAUACAUGCAGU
Molecule: messenger RNA, 1069 nt
Organism: Tilletiopsis washingtonensis
Lineage: Eukaryota; Fungi; Basidiomycota; Exobasidiomycetes; Entylomatales
Product: ferredoxin reductase-like protein
Exons: 6
Coding region: 19-1014 (331 amino acids)
Biological process (GO): ergosterol biosynthetic process
Molecular function (GO): cytochrome-b5 reductase activity, acting on NAD(P)H
Source: RefSeq, a predicted model, not a curated record